Molecule: messenger RNA, 1772 nt
Organism: Zingiber officinale
Lineage: Eukaryota; Viridiplantae; Streptophyta; Magnoliopsida; Zingiberales; Zingiberaceae
Product: oligouridylate-binding protein 1-like
Exons: 12
Coding region: 263-1555 (430 amino acids)
Molecular function (GO): mRNA binding
Source: RefSeq, a predicted model, not a curated record
GAUGUGGCGGUCAGUGUGAGCUCCUUCCCAAGUUAUCUCGUCGCUCGCCGUCUGAAUCUUCGUUUUUCUUCUUCAUUUCUAACCCUUCUCGCUCUCGCUUUCCCCCUUCUUCUUCUCUUCUUUUUCCCUCUCGAUUCGGGGGGUUUUUUUCUUCUCAUUUUUUAAUUUUUCUUCUUUUUUAUUUUGUUCACCUGCUUCCAUCUCUCUCGGUUUAUUCGAUCUCGAAUCUGAGAGGUUCGCGAGAACCCUAGCGCGAGGUACGAUGCAACAGCAACAGCAGCAGCUGAUCCUCAAGCAACAGCAGACUUUGAUGCAGCAAGCGCUCCUCCUCCAGCAGCAGCAACAGCAGCCGCAGCAGCAGUCGCUCUAUCCUCUCCCGGGUCUCUUGGCCGGUCCUCAGAUAGAGCCUAUCCUAAGUGGAAAUCUACCUCCUAGAUUUGAUCCAAGCACAUGCCGCAGUGUCUAUGUGGGCAACAUUCAUCUCCAGGUUACUGAAGCACUUCUUCAAGAAGUUUUUCAAAGUACUGGUAUUGUUGAGGGAUGCAAGCUUAUUAGGAAAGAGAAGUCGUCCUUUGGCUUUGUUGAUUAUUUUGAUCGUCGUUCAGCUGCCCUUGCAAUUAUGAGUCUCAAUGGGAGGCAGCUGUUUGGUCAAUCUAUUAAGGUGAACUGGGCAUAUGCUAGUGGGCAAAGAGAGGAUACAUCAGGACAGUACAACAUAUUUGUUGGUGACCUUAGCUCUGAGAUUACAGAUGCUACUCUGUUUGCAUGCUUCUCUGUAUACCCAAGCUGCUCAGAUGCUAGGGUCAUGUGGGAUCAGAAAACUGGUCGUUCAAGAGGGUUUGGUUUUGUUUCUUUCCGGAACCAACAGGAUGCUCAAAGUGCCAUAAAUGACUUGACUGGCAAAUGGCUCGGCAGUCGGCCAAUUCGUUGUAACUGGGCUACAAAGGGAGCUAAUGCUAAUGAGGAGAAACAAAGCUCAGAUUCAAAGAGUGUCGUUGAACUAACAAAUGGAUCUACUGCAGAAAACGUACAAGAAAAUGCAAAUGAUGAUAGCCCAGAGAAUAUCCCACACUAUACAACUGUGUAUGUGGGUAAUCUUGCUCAUGAGGUUACACAAGUUGAUCUCCACCGCUAUUUCCAUGCUUUAGGUGCUGGAGCAAUUGAAGAUGUCCGAAUUCAACGUGAAAAAGGGUUUGGAUUUGUGAGAUACAGUAAUCAUUCUGAAGCUGCUUUGGCUAUCCAAAUGGCCAAUGGCCAAGUUCUAUGUGGAAAGCCAAUUAAGUGUUCUUGGGGUAGCAAACCAACUCCACCUGGAACAGCCUCCAUCACGCUCCCUCCACCUGCAGCUGCUCCUUUCCCUGGACUUUCUGCAACUGACCUCUUUGGUUAUGAUCGCGCCCUUGCUCUGAGCAAGAUGAGUGCAAACCAGGCACUGAUGCAAGGUCACCUUGCUAUGAAGCAAGCUGCCAUGGGAAUUGGCACAGGCGCGAGCGAAGCAAUCUAUGAUGGUGGGUUCCAAAAUGCUGGUGCAGCCCAGCAGCUGAUGUACUAUUAGUAAUUUCACAAAUGAGCUUCUUGUUGCUUUCCAUUUAUGGCCUUUUAUUUUCUUUCAUACUUUUAGUGUAUGCUUGAAUCGUUGGUAGGGUUUUAGAACUUAUAGUAUAUGCUUUGAUACUUUCAUGCAUAAUUUGUAUCUGGAGAUGUCGAUAUACGUAGACUUGAAUGGUUUGUAGGGUUUAAAAUCUUGUUGGGGAGCUUAAUACUUGGUUAAA